GUUCAAAAUUGAUCAAUCGAGUCUUACACUUUCGCGCACGCUGCACCCUCACACACCCGAUCUCUCUCUCCCUCUCUCUCUCUCUCUCAUUCUCCGCCUUCCGCCGCCGCCGCCUUCUGUGACCGCCUCCCAGCUCCGCUACUCCUCCUCCACCGUCACCGCCAGGUAUGUAUGCUGUUCUUAAGGACAGAUUGACCGAACCAAUUUGAACUCUAGUAAUUCUAUUUGUUAAGCCUGUUUGGACAAUGCAUUUGAAGGAAGGAUGUUCCUUGCUGCUAAAAGUACACAGACCUUCAAUUCCUUUUGUGCUCAAUACAAACCCCAUUCUCAAUCCUAUCCUUGAUAAUGAGGUGAAUUCUAAUCCAACCAGUGUUAAAGAAUAUGAUGUUCUAAAGAGGUUGAGGCACGAGCGUGACCUCACGCUAGCAUUAGAGUACUUUAAGUCUCUGGCAAAUUCAAGAUCUUUCAAACAUACUCCUCUGACAUACCAAACUAUGAUUGAAAAGCUUGGGUGCAGAGGUGAGAUGGAAAUUGUUCAGUAUCUUUUGCAGCAAAUGAAGUUGGAAAGCAUUAGUUGCUCGGAAGACUUGUUUAUUAGCGUGAUAAAUUCUUGUCGGCGAGCUGGGGCUGCCGAGCAAGCACUGAAAACAUUUUAUAGGAUGCAAGAUUUUGGGUGUUCCCCAACAGUCAAAAUUUAUAAUCACCUUUUGGAUGCGUUGCUUAAUGAGAAUAGGUUUCAUAUGAUCAACCCUAUAUAUAGUCACAUGAAGAAAGAUGGGUUGGAACCCAAUGUGUAUACAUAUAAUAUUCUUUUGAAGGCGUUGUGCAAGAAUAAUCGGGUGGAUGGUGCUCAUAAGUUGCUUGUAGAAAUGUCAAAUAAAGGAUGCUCUGCUAAUGCAGUGAGCUACACAACGGUUUUAUCUUCUAUGUGUAAGCUUGGUAAGGUGAAGGAAGCAAGGGAGAUUGCUGCAAGGUUCGCCCCUAUUGUACCUGUUUAUAAUGUUUUGAUCCAUGGGUUGUGUAGAGAAUCCAAUAUUGAGGAGGCAUUUGAGUUGUUGAAUGAGAUGGUGGAUAAGGGAAUAGAUCCUAAUGUGAUCACGUACACAACGAUCGUCAAUGCUCUUUCUGAUGCAGGGAAUGUUCAUCUGUCUCUUGCAGUUUUGUCACACAUGUUUAAGAUAGGAUGUAGUCCCAAUAUUCAUACCUUUAGUUCCUUGGUAAAGGGUUUUUUCUUAAAAGGGAGAUCUUAUGAAGCUCUUGACGUGUGGGACCAAAUGAUUCGAGAGGGAAUCAGGCCCAAUGUUGUUGCAUACAACACACUGAUACAUGGUCUAUGCUCUGUUGGUAAUGUGGGCAAAGCUGUAGCUGUUACUAAUCAAAUGGACAUUAAUGACUGCUCUCCUGAUGUAACAACCUACAGCAUUCUUAUUGAUGGCUUUGCAAAAGCUGGGAACUUGGUUGGUGCAUCCGAGACGUGGAACAAGAUGAUUACCCAUGGUUGCCAUCCAAAUGUUGUGGCAUAUACAAGCAUGGUUGAUGUCCUUUGUAGGAAUCUCAUGUUUGACCAAGCCCAUUGUCUUAUAGAGAAUAUGGUGAUGGAAAAUUGUCCACCUAAUGCCGUUACAUUUAAUACGUUUAUUAAAAGUUUAUGUUGCAGUGGUAGAGUAGAUUGGGCAAUAAAGUUGCUUUAUCUAAUGGAAGAAUAUGGAUGCUUGCCAAAUAUCACGACGUAUAAUGAAAUAUUGGGUGGUCUUUUCAAAGAAAACAAUUUUGAAGUAGCGUUUGAACUGGUUAAGGAGAUGGAAGAAAGGGGGUUCGAGCUUAAUUUGGUGACGUACAACACUAUUAUCCAUGGCUUUUGUUAUGCUUGUAUGCUUGAGGAGGCUCUGAAGCUUGUUGGAAAGAUGGUGGUCAGGGGAAUAAAGCCUGAUCCUUACACUUUUAACAUAAUAAUCAACGCCUAUUGUAAGCGUGGUAAGAUUGAGUUUGCAAUUAAACUGCUAAAUUCGAUGAGAGCAGUAGGCUGGCAUCCAGACUUAGUUUCGUACACAAGUAUUAUGCGUGGGAUUUGUGACUUUAUUGGUUUGGAAGAAGCCAAUGUUUAUCUUCACAGGAUGGUAAAUGAAGGAAUUUUCCCUAACACUGCCACAUGGAACGUUUUGGUGCGGUUUUUGCUUAGUAAGGUAGGUUUUUCAGGGGCAACGGGUUUUCUAGACAGUAUCUUGGAUGGGUAGAUAUCAUACAAGAGCACAAAAUGGCUUCUGGACAAUUGAAGUAGCAGCCGAGUAUGUAAAUUUUGGAUGAUAUUUCCUUGUUGAGAAGACUGCACUGUCCAAUGACCGUGCAUGAGCCCAGAACUCAGGAAGUGGAGGGGAUGACUUUGCUUAGGCUCAUUCACAGGAUUUUCAGCUCUAAUUGCCGCAGCUUGUAUAGUAAACUCUGGCAGAUAACUCCACAAUAGCAUCCCUCUUCUUGAUGAUGAUAGCUUUUGAUUUUGGAUUUCUGGAAUCAGUUUGCUCAGGUGGUCUUCCCUUAUGUUCCCUAACAUUCAAAGUUGUUCUGGUUUGAGAAAGAAGCACUGGCUGAGCGCCCUGAAUGAAUAAGAAAUGUAUGGCAAAGGGAAUCAAUGAUUAUUAUUCAACUGAGUUGAAGCUAGCAACAUUUUGCUCAUGCAUAGUGGUUAACUUGGUGGAUCAAAAUUCUCUCACGCUCUUUCUAAAUUGUAACAACAAAAAAGAAAAAGAAAAAAUAGAACUGAAAUGAAUGCUUACAUGGAGAACUGGAAUUACAAAUUUGUCAAAAGAGGUUAUCUACUAGUUUUAUCUGAAUUUGUUGGGAUUUUCCUUUGUUUUGGCUUUAUAAAUCUCAUUUGAAA
Camellia sinensis is the source of this 2875-nucleotide messenger RNA. The record is from RefSeq and is a predicted model, not a curated record. NCBI's taxonomy places the organism in Eukaryota, Viridiplantae, Streptophyta, Magnoliopsida, Ericales, Theaceae.